AUGCUCGUCUCUAUCGAUUUCAACAACUUCCACUUCCAGUCGAACGAAAACCUCGGUGCAAUAGAGAUCGGGACUUUCCUCGGCCUUAUCUUAUUUGGGAUCCUCCUCGGCCAGGCGUACUCGUACUUCGGGCGGAGCAGGAAAGACAGAUUUGCUCUGAGGCUUCUGGUUUCGAUUCUAGUGCUUCUGGAGUUGGUUCAUACACUUUUGCUCGCCGCAUCCAUCUACUACGACACGGUAACAACCUGGGAAGCGCCGAGGACGAAUACAUACACUCUUUCCACGGCGACAUUCUUCGAAAAUCUUAUCACCAUCAUCGUCCAGUUAUGUUUCGCGCACAGGAUACACCGUCUCUCCGACAAGGGUAGACCGUCUAUGAUCGCACUCAUCUGUGUCGUCCUGGCCGUGCUUCGCUUCGUCGGAGCAUUCGCGGUCGGCGUAGAAGGAAUGCUCGACGUCGCACACGAUGGGGGCACGGGUGUCUUCGUAGUUCGCGUCAGCUGGCUGAUAACUUCGACCCUGUCUGUUGGGGCAGCUGCGGAUGUCCUGAUAGCUGCCUCGAUGAUCUACUACCUUCGUCGGCUAUCUUCUCCGACCCAUCUACGCAGGACGACAGAUAUUCUCAACCGUCUGACAAGGUGGACUGUUCAAACUGGGCUCUUGACGAGCCUCGCUCAUGUAGCCGCUAUCUUAUGCUUUCAAACGAUAGGAAACCUCGUCUGGCUCGCCAUCUACAUUGUUCUUGCCAAGUUGUACUCAAAUUCUUUACUCAUGAUAUUAAACGCGAGGCCCGGAACCGGGCCUCUAACCCUCAACGAAACAACAAGCAUCGAAUUUGGAGGGACAACUUCUGGAACGAGGACAGUGACGACCCUCCAACUAUCACACCUCCACCACGAUACUUCGGAAAUUCAAGUGGAUGUCACUGUCGAUAAAGCAUAG
Messenger RNA from Cyclocybe aegerita, 942 nucleotides. The record is from the annotation of a GenBank genome assembly. NCBI's taxonomy places the organism in Eukaryota, Fungi, Basidiomycota, Agaricomycetes, Agaricales, Hemipholiotaceae.